AUGGCGAAAUUAAGUAAUUUACCGUCAGGUGGCCUCGCUACUGAUAGCGUAACGGAGACUACUUCGCAUGGACCACUUUAUAUAUGUCAGCCUCUCGAGAGAUUGUCGAUAGAAAGCCUUGCUGAUAAAUUCAGUAAUAAGUUAAAAACUGCUCCGUCACCAACAGCUGUCGAUGAGGUCAUUGAGGAAUACACUGGUAAAACCAUAUGUGUUGGUGGAAACACACUGUUUGUACACACGGGACUUCCAGAUGCAUUAGAAACAAUAGCGUGGGACUUUGAAAAAGUGUACGUUGGCAAACCACUUCAUAUGCUGGGAUAUCUUCACAUGAUUGACUCUGAGUACUUUGUCUUGUUGGAUGACAAUGGUAAUGUUUACCAAGCUGAUGACGCUAUUCUGCACUGGGUGAGCAAGGAUGUAGUGAAGUAUUUCAGGUCUGGUCCUGAAAAUUUGGGUUUUUAUGAUUACUAUGACUAUUUAGACAGUAGUAGGAGUCUUCCAUGUGUUGGGGGAUCACACGAUGAUGAGCUGAAAUACCUAGAGGAAAACAAGAAUGAGCUGGAACAAAAAUCUGAACAACAAGGUGAAAUAAAAAGUUCCUUAUCAGAGAUUGAGUUCAAGGAGUACACAAAGAAAAGCAGUUACUAUGCAGAUCUUCUUUUUCCAUCGUGCAAUUAAUGAAAAUGCAUGUCUGGGCUGAAUCUUAAGUACAUGAUUACUGCCAGCACUGAUGUUUAUUCACUCAGAUCAAAAUUGUGUUUUAGUUGUGAGAAUCAAUGUGUUAAGACCAGAUAUUUUUAUUUUGCCCUCAAACUGUCACUACAUUAUAUUACCGGGUAUGUGUAUUAUCGUAACAUUUCAGUCUUUCCUGUUGCCAAAAUUCAAGCAUGUUUGUUUUUCUGUAGUCAUUGAUGCCUAUUCAAGAGUACAAUGUUUAUUGUGAAUAGCGUGAAUGAGUAAACUCUGUUUAUUAUUUUUCAAUGCUCAGUUUAUAUUUCGAAAAACUACUAAUUUCUUGAUUAAAAAAAGAUUAUGCCGUUUUAUCUCUAAAAUCAAUGCCCAAAGAUUGUACUACAACAUCGGUAAAUUGCUUCUGUGUUUUGUUCGCCAUUCAGUGACCCUCAUUACCAUAUUUAAAUAAGCUAUAGUUUAAUUUUAUUUGUAAUUCAUAACAAUCUAACAAAUUGAUUGUACAUUAUUGUAAUCACAACUGAGUAAUAAUUAACAAUGAAUUGCAACACCUUGAAAACAAUUAAGUUAUUCACUUGUGAAACACAGAAUGACUGGUUUGUGCUACCCGUAAUCUAAGCAAGGCUAGUGCAUUUGUGUUGCUUUAUUAGAAACUUGAUGUACAUGUAUAACUUUUGUUACCAACAAAAUUAAAACCAAUACAUAUUACAUUGAAA
Saccoglossus kowalevskii is the source of this 1406-nucleotide messenger RNA. RefSeq lists its product as uncharacterized. The record is from RefSeq and is a predicted model, not a curated record. Lineage: Eukaryota; Metazoa; Hemichordata; Enteropneusta; Harrimaniidae.